Molecule: messenger RNA, 840 nt
Organism: Lachancea fermentati
Lineage: Eukaryota; Fungi; Ascomycota; Saccharomycetes; Saccharomycetales; Saccharomycetaceae
Source: the annotation of a GenBank genome assembly
AUGUCUUUAAAUGAAUACUUAGCCAAAGCCUACGGUCCGGCAAAACCUAAAAAGGAGAAGACGAAACGCAAGAAGAAGGAGAGGGAUGUACCAUCGACUCAGGUGAUUGAAGCAAGCAACGUGAUAGGUAUCAGUGAUGAGAACCCACCAUUACGGGAUACGAAUAAGGUAGUACAGUCACGAACGGAGCGAACAAGUAAAUGGAAGAACCUAAAGACAAACGAGCUAGUUAAUUCAUUGAAAGGCAACGUGCUCCACGUUGACGAAGAGCCAGCAAAUCGUCCCCAUACCUCAAAGAAUCAGAUCGCAAGCAGCACUGGAGGUCUUCAAACUGCAGAGGAGGCUGCUCAGCGAAUGAAGGAGGUAGAAGAAAUAAAUCGAAAAGAGGCGACAGCUUCGGCUGCGAAUACUAAAACCACUUACAGAGAUAGCAAAGGACGGAAGAUUGAAAACUAUGAAGAAUUUAUCAGGUCAAAAGAAGAAGAUACAGCGCUCAGAGAGCAACAAAGGAAACAAGAAAUUCGUGACUUGAAUAAGGGUGAAUACCAAAUGUUACAAGCUCAGGGAAAACUCCCGAGGCCAAACUCAGAAGAAACACUAUCCUUUGAAGAUCCUAUUCAAAUAUUCAAACCAUCAAACGAUGACACGAACGUGAAGACAUCCAUAUUAGGCCGAAAAAUAUACCAAAAGGUAUACCCCGAAAACAGGUUUGGUAUCGCUCCCGGCUGGAGAUGGGAUGGGGUCGACAGAUCCAAUGGAUUCGAGAAAAAGUGGUUUGCAAAACAAAAUGAAAUUAAUGAGACAAAAAUCAAGAGUUUCACUCUAAAGGAGGAGUAUUAA